UCCGGGUCUGGAAGAUUGGAGGACUUGUCAUGCACAUUUUGCAUGAUCCACGAUAUGUGUGACGUAUGCGCUAGCUGCAUCACAGAUUUUGUGAGGGCUUCCUGAUGUUGCCUAUACCGCAUGACAAAUGUUGCCCUUUCCGCGUGUACAAAAACUGGACUCCUCUUGCGGCUUACGCUGCAAUACAGAUUUUUCUAGAAUCCAAAGACAGCAUAACAAGUCUCAUCCUUUCAGACCCAGACAUUUUUGCAGUGCAUACGGGACGGCAGAGGAGGCGGGGUUGAUGCUGCUGCUCGUAGUAGUUUCGGUAUCCUGUGCAAAAGUAUCGCACUCGUAUUGCAGUCAUGCAUUACAAAUCUUGCUCUUAAGGCAAAUCCGCAUUACACAUUUUAUUUCUCAUGCUGAGCAGGAAAUUUGUAAUGCAUUUAUACGAGUACGAUACUUUUGCAGUUCAUAUACGGAAGAUUUUAUCCUGGCACCUGCCGUGCUGGUGUUUGCCAUCGAGGUGCUUGUGCUUGCUGGUAUCCUGAGAAAAAAGUGUUACAGUUAAGUACACACUCUCAUGCAAGACAACAAGCAAGACAGACAAUCUCUGUCAUGCAGGAAACGCUUGCCAGCCUCAUUCUAUCGUCCGUGUUAUUUUCCCUUAUAGUCUGCGCAUUAGAAGUUUCCUUCUCCAUGCAGAGCAAAUUUGUGAUGCUGAUAUUCCAACAAAUGUGUAACUGUAACACUUUUUUCCUGCGAUAGCUGGCUGCUGGACAACAUUAUUAGUACUGAUAAACCGGUCAGACUCAGAACGUCUACUUGUAGUUGUUUCACCGGCGACGUUUGCUGCAGCCUGCGGUGUGGGUGUGGCGGUCGCGUCCUCUCGAGUGGAUUCCAGGUCGUCGUUGAAGGAAACCCGACUCGAAGCCGUCGCUCAACCUUUCGUCGACUUCGCCACUGGAGAUGAAGAAGAUCCUGGUGAAGAUGCAGCUUUAGUAGAAGCUAGUACAACCGUGUUUACCGCCCCAGCAUUUUUUGUGGGUCCGCCAGCAGGAGAGGAUGAGCUUUUAUUUGGUGGACUACUUGCUCUAGGCGGCUCCCGAUCUCCUGCUUGUUCCGCGCUUUUGUGGUCUUGUUGGGCAGUAGUAGGUGUACCCCACGCGGUUCUACUACUACUACUACUUCCGGGUGGUCUUGCUUUCGGACUGAACUUGCUGCGAUCUUCAGUACCGGAGGUUUCCUUGCUCUCCUUGCUUGCCACACCCAUCAGACCCGACUGCGGGGUGAAGGGCUGCUGCUGUAUCAAAACGAAACUGUAUCCCCCCUACCCAUACUGAAAUGGAGACUUUGACUUGUGUAGCAUAAAUGGCGACCACGAGUCUUGUUCUUCACGUUGUCAUGCUAGAAGGCAAAAGAUGCGGACUGUCAUGGUGGCUGGCGUGGGAAAUCAACCUUGCAUCUUGAGCAUGACAGGAGACAACUGGAAGGAAGAAACAGCAUGACAAACUGCUUGCAGGUCUUCAGGCCACAGCUGCGUCUCUCCGCCUUCUGCCAAGAAUGCCCGUCGAUUUGUGUACUCAAAUACAGCAUCACAGAUUUCGUUUUCGACAUGGGGAGGGGGGAUUUUUCCUCACAGUAAGCUGCUCCUCUUGAUUUAAUCUUCCACCAGUUGUGGUCUUACUCUCCUCCUCUGCGGCUCGACCUGGAGGAACAGCGGCUGAAGACAACACGGACGGCGCAAAAACUCCAGGCAGAUCAACGUUGCUGGUGUCGUCCGGUGAGUGAAACACCUCCUUCAUGGGCGACACCGGGGGCGAAGUUUUCACCUUCAUCUUGUUGCUGCAGCUGUUCGUUGUUUUCUUCAACUUUCGACGCAAAACGUUGAGCGUCUACUUGUUACAACUUCUUCUACACCGGAAGUUCUUGCUCUUGUCGGCGUUUUUAGGUCGUGAACUAGCU
Amoebophrya sp. A120 is the source of this 1944-nucleotide messenger RNA. NCBI's taxonomy places the organism in Eukaryota, Dinophyceae, Syndiniales, Amoebophryaceae. The record is from the annotation of a GenBank genome assembly.